UGAACUCCUGACCUGAAGUGAUCCACCUACCUCUGCCUCCCACAGUAUUGGGAUUACAGGUAUGAGCCACUGAGCCUGGCCUAAAAGCCAUUCAUUUCUCAUCAAACUUCUGUUGAGGUGGCAAUUGUCAAAGAGGACGGAGUAAAAUUUCAGAGGAGAAUCAUUGGAAAAUACCUAUAUCUUUGCUUGAGAAUGAAAAUCUAAAUGGAAAUUCAAAGAACUUUUUUGUUUUUAGUUUUUAAAAAUGUCCCCCCCCCAAAAAAAGAGAGAAGAUAAUCAAUUUGAUACCUGGGAAGCCAAGCAGACUUUACAUAGAAUAUUUUUUUCCUUUUCCUUUUUUUUUUUUUUAUCAGGAGAAGCUGGUCUUUCAGGAUCAGAGUUUUUUUUUUUUUUUUUAAUGCAACCAUACAAAUGGUCAGGAUUCUUCCCAAUAUCUUAGUCAAUAAUAAUAUACCCUCUUUAAAUUAUGAAAUGAUUUCAAUUUGAUGUGAUGAGCUUAUGUUGGAUUUUAUUAAACAUAUCUUGGUGGUUUAGUAAAUAUCUUUAAUAUUUAAUUUUAUGAUGAGCGAUAACUCAGAAAAUGUGAAUGUUGGAGAGAAUGAAGACAUUUACUUGCUAAGGUGUGUAUCCUUUGUGUUCAGAGUAGCCUAUAAUUUAACUAGAUGUUAUUUCUUUCUCUCCAAAGAAGGUACCAAGACACAAUAAGUUAAUUAAGACUUUUUUAAAAAAAUAGACAAGAAACAAAUGUGAGAUGAAACUGUGAAUUUUGAGGCAUCAGAUAGAAAUGGAUCAAGACAUUGAGAGCUGUAACCUCCAAACAUGAAAGUUUGUUUGAAAAUGUCUGCAAGUAUUUGUGUUAUUUAAUGAUCUUACACUUUGCUUGCUUCAACAAGAAGUUAAAAAGUACUACUAAACAAAUAGAAUUUAACUCCAGUUUACAGAAUUCAUCUAUAAUACCUCUGUUAAUACAUCUAUAAUACCUUUAAACUUAUCUACUUUCAUUCAAUAGUCUUCCAAUUUGACAAAGUCAAUACAGGGCAUGUAGUGUAUAUUACACAAUACUCCUUCUAAGCCUAGGACACUGCCCUAUAAUUGUAUACUGGAAUACAAAGUAUAAAUAUUAAUACUAAGCAGGUAAAUGAAGAAUAUGCAUAUCUUUAUAUUAGUUAAAGUGAUGUUUCAAUGCUUAAUUAAGUUCAAGUUAGACAGAUUUUACCACCAAAAUACAUUAAAAUAAAUUUUAAGAUUUCAAAAAAAGAAUUUAUCUACUUUGUGAAUGCAAACAUAACUGUGGAUUAUUUUGAUAGAUCAAAGCAGAAUUUCCUUGAAAGUGUUUCCCGUAUUCUGGAGCAAUGCCACCAGAAAGCAUAAAUAGGUUACUUAGGAGCCUCCCACAAAACUGUUAAGCUUUCUUAGUGUUAGCUCUGGGUUCUCCUCCUGGUUCCGCCAGCUACUCUCCAGGACCUGAAAUAAUUUACAAAGCAAGACUGUUUCUUGGCAGGUCUUUAUUCCAGAGUAUGUCUUUUUUUUUUUUAUUCUGCAAAUGUGUGAAAGGAACUUUCUUUUAUUUCUGCUAGUAACGGGUAGCCUCAGAACCAUCAAUAAUUUAGUUUUACUCUAUCAACAUCAAUGGAGAAAUGAGUGCCUCUAAGGAUCCUCUCAGGAUAGUCCUGCAUUUAGCUCAAAUACUGUCUAGAGAUCCUUUUUUUCUCAAUUACACUAGAAUAGGGUAGGAUGAAGAUUUGAAUUGCAUGCUAAGAUGAAGACUUGAAUUGCAUAAUGAAAAGAAUCAGCCAAUCCAUUAUCCACUUUCUUAUGAAUUCACAGCCCAGUAGGAUCUCUGCAGAUUUCUGCCUUCUGUAGAAAAUGGGUUGCUUCUAUAGCUGAUUGUUAUAGCCAAGACCAACAAUUAUUUCUUUCUUUUCUUAUAAGACUGGGAGUGAGAAUAUUUGGAUUUCUACAACGUUCCGCUACUAUAUAAUCAUGAGCAAGGCAAUUCUCUCUCAUUUUUUUAAAUGGUCAAAAUAAAGGUGUUAUACCAUCUCUAAGGUUCUAUAAAAUCAAAAAUGUAUUAGAAUAUGUCUAUAUCUUUUACAACAAUUUUGACUUUCUGAAUCUUGCAUGGUGGUGUCUAGGAUAUAUGUGUUCAAUUCAUAUUGAAUUAAUUAAAAUUUAUAUACACUGAUGUAAAUAUUUUCUACAUAAAAUCUUUCAUACGUAUUUAAACAAAGUUUACCUUUUUGCCUUCAAUAGCUGAUUUUCCUAUGUGCAAUAACGUGUUAGUCAGUGCCCAAAAGAGUCACUUGAAAGUUGCAAGGCAAAGCAGAGUUUUUAAAAAAUUAUCUAAGAUUAUCAAACAUCUGUCCAUAAACACUGUUACAGUAAUUCAGCGUCUUAAAAUGGAUUUUUAAAUUAUCAGGGAUAUCUAGAGUGAAGAAAUUUAACAGGGAAAUUUUGAAAGAUGAAAUUUUCUAUGAAAUCAGUGUAUUGUGCAUCAAUCUGGUGCAGUAACUUAGUAAGGACUCAGAGCGCCGCUGUUCACCAACCAGGGAAAAAUGGUGCGAGAGAUCCCACAGAAACCACCGAGUUUUACAGCACUGAGAAACGACAGAUUGCGGUAGGCCCUCUCCCAGGCUGCACUAAACUCAAGCCUCUAUCCUGCGGAUUCUGAGCUCCCUUUCCGAAGACAGAGGGGGCCACCAGGACACACUCGCACGCAUUCAGAAGCACUUCCCGAGACGGGCGUCUAAGCAAAAGGAGCAGGAAGACUAUGGCGGCUCAGCCGUGGGGCGGGGACUGCAGAGGAUUCGUUCUGCUCUCCAUCCUCCUGGGGACCCUGUGGGAAGCCUGGGCAGGACGUAUUCUCUACUCAGUGUCGGAGGAGACUGACAAAGGGUCCUUUGUGGGUGACAUCGCCAAGGACCUGGGGCUGGAGCCCCGGGAGCUUGCGGAGCGCGGAGUCCGCAUCGUCUCCAAAGGUAAGACGCAGCUUUUCGCCCUGAACCCGCGCAGCGGUAGCUUGGUCACUGCGGGCAGGAUAGACCGGGAGGAGCUCUGCGCUCAGAGCCCGCGAUGUCUGGUGAACUUUAACAUCCUGAUGGAAGAUAAAAUGAAUCUUUACCCUAUAGACGUGGAAAUAAUAGAUAUUAAUGACAACGUUCCAAGAUUCUUGACGGAAGAAAUAAAUGUAAAAAUAAUGGAGACUGCAGCUCCUGGGGUUCGAUUUCCGUUAAGUGAGGCUGGGGAUCCAGAUGUGGGCACGAACUCCCUCCAGAGCUACCAGCUCAGCCCCAAUCGCCACUUCUCCCUGGCUGUGCAAAGUGGAGACGACGGAACUAAGUACCCGGAACUGGUACUGGAGCAGUUGCUGGACCGAGAGGAAGAGAGGGUUCACCACCUGGUCCUCACAGCCUCUGACGGCGGCGACCCGCCCCUAUCCAGCACCGCCCGCAUCCAGGUAACAGUGGUGGAUGUCAAUGACCACGCGCCUGUCUUCUCUCUGCCUCAGUACCAAGUAACUGUCCCCGAGAAUGUGCCAGUGGGCACAAGACUGCUCACAAUACAUGCUAUCGACCUGGACGAGGGAGUCAAUGGGGAAGUGACAUAUUCCUUUCGGAAAAUAACCCCUAAACUUCUACAGAUGUUCCAUCUAAACUCACUUACUGGAGAAUUAUCAACUUUAGAAGGAUUAGAUUAUGAAGAAACUGCCUUCUAUGAAAUGGAAGUUCAGGCUCAAGAUGGUCCUGGUAGUCUGACAAAGGCGAAAGUACUGAUCACAGUUUUAGACAUGAAUGAUAAUGCUCCAGAAGUGACUGUGAUGUCUUUAAGUAGCUCAGUCCCUGAAGACACACCUCUUGGGACAGUAAUUGCUCUUUUCUACCUGCAAGACAGAGAUUCUGGAAAGAAUGGUGAGGUGACCUGCACCAUUCCAGAAAAUCUACCUUUUAAAUUAGAAAAUUCAAUAGAUAAUUAUUAUAGAUUGGUCACAACCAAAAACUUGGACCGGGAAACACUUUCUAUGUAUAAUGUCACACUGAAAGCCACAGAUGGUGGGACUCCUCCCCUGUCAAGGGAAACUCACAUCUCCGUGCAGGUGGCAGACACCAAUGACAACCCACCCACCUUCCCUCACUCCUCCUAUUCAGUCUACAUUCCUGAGAACAACCCCAGAGGGGCCUCCAUUUUCUUGGUGACUGCACAGGACCACGACAGUGAGGAGAAUGCCCAGGUCACUUAUUCCUUGGCUGAAGACACCAUCCAGGGGGCACCAGUGUCCUCGUAUGUCUCCAUAAACUCUGACACUGGAGUCCUGUAUGCACUGCAAUCCUUUGACUAUGAGCAGUUGAGAGAACUACAACUGAGAGUGACCGCACGUGACAGCGGGAACCCACCUCUCUGCAGCAACACGUCACUGAACCUUUUCGUGCUGGACCAGAACGACAAUGCGCCCGAGAUCCUGUAC
This is a messenger RNA of Sapajus apella (tufted capuchin), 4462 nucleotides long. Its product is annotated as protocadherin gamma-A7. Gene Ontology annotation, cellular component: plasma membrane. The annotation marks the transcript as partial. The transcript has a single exon. Gene Ontology annotation, biological process: homophilic cell-cell adhesion. NCBI's taxonomy places the organism in Eukaryota, Metazoa, Chordata, Mammalia, Primates, Cebidae. Gene Ontology annotation, molecular function: calcium ion binding. The record is from RefSeq and is a predicted model, not a curated record.